Dissoconium aciculare CBS 342.82 is the source of this 1669-nucleotide messenger RNA. RefSeq lists its product as uncharacterized. The record is from RefSeq and is a predicted model, not a curated record. Lineage: Eukaryota; Fungi; Ascomycota; Dothideomycetes; Mycosphaerellales; Dissoconiaceae. The transcript has 2 exons. The coding region runs from base 81 to 1568 and encodes 495 amino acids.
UGCGAGCGUCCAAGUCACCAUCAUAGCAGAGAGCGAUCGUGAAAGAAGGAAGUCCAGCAGGAAGAAAAGGAAUCACAACGAUGCGACCACAGCAAUGGACUCGUCUCUUUCUCACAUCCGUCGGCUUCCUCUCGACCCUCACGACAGCGACAUCACCAUCGUCCGCCGUCGACGAUCAUGACAGCACCGUCCUAUCCUCGGACAAGUCCGAAGACGCAGCGUGGCCGUAUAACCUCCCGCCCACGGUGAAAUACUUCCCCGAACACGGCGCUCUUGUCCGGCGCGAGGAGAGCGCGGAUCCGAAUGAGAAGUUCUUCCUGGGAUAUUGGGAUCUGCCGAAUCAUGUGCGAGGCAUGGAGGGGUCCGGUCAGGAUCGACGAGAAAUUGGUUAUGAGCACAACGACACUGCGAUUACUGCCGCGCUCGAACCUGCCGUCUUUCUACAUUCCCGGCGGGAACCGUCGCUCGCGGAGUCCCUGGGCUUCAAUCUCUUCCGGCGCGCGUUUCAAUGCCCGGCGGGGACGAAUGCGUGUUCUUCGAUUGGCACCUCCGACCUGUGCUGUCCGAAUGGUCAGACUUGUGUGAAGACCUCGAACGGAGUCGGCUGCUGCCCGAAUGGACAGACAUGCGGGAACAACGUCGCGUCCUGUGACACGGGCGCCGGUUACAAGAGCUGUCCCAACAGCAGCAACGGCGGCUGCUGUAUCCCCGGCGCGGCCUGCUUAGAUACGGGCUGUGUCUUCUACGGCACCCAGACCGUCACCACCAACCUGCCGCCCGCGACCGUCACGAGCACAUCCUCCUUCGUCUUCCCAUCGACGACCAUCCAAGCCGCCACCACGACCGUGACCAUCACCGGCGCCGGCACGACCCAAACCACCACCAUCAUCUCCCCCACCACCAUCAUCGUCAUCCCAAGCGUGACCUCCCCCACCUCCACCGGCGGAGCCUGCACAUCCGGCCACAACUCCUGCCCGGCCUCCCUCGGCGGCGGCUGCUGCCCGACGAACCAAGCCUGCGCCAGCGGCACCCAAUGCACCGCCACCACCACCACCAGCGACAACGCCAGCGCCCCCGUCCGCGGCACCAGCAUCCUCACCACCACCACCCCUCCCACCCCAACGGCCUCGACCUCCUACAACUCCUUCUGCCCGACCGGCUACUACAUGUGUUCGGCCGUCUACCUCGGCGGCUGCUGCCGCGUGGACCGGGACUGCCACACGCUCUCGUGCCCGCCCACCGCCAGCACGACCGCCAUCUCCUCCGCCGUCGCCACCGUCGUCAUCCCCGCCCCCACCACGACCGGCUCCUGUGCCAACGGCUGGUACAUCUGCAACGCGGACUCCGGCGGCGGCUGCUGCCCCCUGGGCUUCGCGUGCGCGAGGGAGAGCUGUGCGCAGGCGCAGGGCUCGGGCACGCUGACGACGGCGAAGGGCAGCCCGACGGGGAACGCGGCGGCCGGGGCCCGGGCGAGGUUUCCGGCCGGUGGUGCCGAGGGGAGUGGUCUGAUGGGGUUGGGGAUGGGGUUGGCGCCGUUGGCGGUGGGUGUCGGGAUGGUCGUGUUUUGAGAAUUCAUGGCUUGGGGGAGGGUUUUUUCCACAGAGCGCUUUUUCUCUUCCGUUUCUUUUCUUCGAAGGGGGAGGGAGGAUGCAUCGUCAUGGGUUGUCAU